AUGAAGACGUUUCUACCCCCACAAUUCGUCCUAGAGGAGGUGACAAGUGAUGACUUUGUCAUUGCGUCGCUUGCGUGGGGCUUCACGCUGGGAUUUGGCUGGCUGACCGUAUCUGCGGCCAUCACUCAAAGCGCUAAGACCUGGAGACGAUAUGGAUCUCGAUCAAUACACAACACAUACAUUUGGUUGAUUUGCUUCGCCUUUUACUUCACUAUCCUCACAACAUGGGCUCUUCAGGUUCAGUUCCUGCUGCAGAUCAUUAUCAACCGUUGCUCGAUCUUGCUUCCUGACAAGCGGGCCGCACGGCACUUGAAGUUCGGCGUGGCACUUCUCAUCACUGCAAUUAACGUAUCGGUGUACUGCAUUUGGGUUCCGGCGCGGUUACAAAUUUCGGAACGAUAUGUCGUUAUUAAUGAAUACUGGGAUCGCACCGAAAAGGUUAUUUACCUGCUCGUCGAUGCAGCACUUAAUUUAUAUUUCAUUAUAAUCGUCAAACGCAAUCUGGUGGCAAACGGAUUGAAGAAGUACAAGAGACUGACCAACUUCAACAUCUUCAUCAUUGUCUUCUCCUUGUCGAUGGACAUUCUCAUUAUCAGCAUGAUGAGUCUCAAAAACACUUUCGUUUACAUGCAGUUCCAUCCUCUUGCAUAUAUGGUGAAGCUUAAUAUCGAAAUGACAAUGGCCGACCUUAUCGCCAAGAUAGCAAAGAAACAAGAGCGUCUCCCAACAUACCAUUCUAGCUGGAAUCGGAGACCUGGCGGCGGCUCAAGAAUGCCCAGCUUCGGCAGCCGCAACAACACAGUACAGCCUUUACCGCCCGCCAGAAACGCCGUGCCUUUCCGAGUGUGGCAGAGCAGCGUAUCGGCAGGUAUGGACAGCGCCGCGGUCUCUCGCAGGGGCAGCACCAACACCCCAGCGAACGAGUUGACGUUCGUGACCGUCCCCGAAGACCCGAUCUGGAACACCGCGAGCCUUACUUCGGGGACGGAGGCCCCGGCUGUGUCCGAUUUACCAUUGGAGUUGUACAUGGUGAAGGAGGUGACGGUGGAGUCAGAUGUCGUUCGUCGGUCGACCUUUGCGCCGAAUGGAAGCCAAGUCAGCUUGGAAAAUAGCUGGGGCCGGGGGUCCCCAUCGUCAGGAAGGGAGCGGACGGAUGAUAGGGCUACAUUGCGGGAAGCUUCACCCCCGGUCAUAUGGGACGGCUCCCCAUCCGUGUCUACAACCAUAGCCACAGGAAGAAAAUCCGACUGA
Messenger RNA from Diaporthe amygdali, 1251 nucleotides. RefSeq lists its product as uncharacterized. The record is from RefSeq and is a predicted model, not a curated record. The transcript is spliced from 4 exons. Bases 1 to 1251 code for a protein of 416 amino acids. NCBI's taxonomy places the organism in Eukaryota, Fungi, Ascomycota, Sordariomycetes, Diaporthales, Diaporthaceae.